AUGCCAACAAAUCCUCCUCUGAAUGCCCAUCGUGAUGCUGCUGUCAAACCUGCAGUACAACCCUCAAUUCCUUCCGACCUGGAUCUGGAUGAAAAUGUAAACACUGUCAGUUACGCAGGUCAUCGAGUUUUCGGCGUUGACGAGAAUGAUUCGCUAAGCUUCUUGUCUGAGCCUCGAGCACCAGCAGAUGAACUCACCAAAGCCAACAAUCUCAUGCAAGAGAGAUUCGAAAGCUGGGAGCAUUACUACUCCCGAGCUCUGCGCCUUGUGCAGACUUUACCUGCUACCUUUGAAGAGAUGGUUGUACGACGAUUUGCCGAGGGUAUAUUCCAGACAGUACAAAGAAAACAAUGCCAACAAUGGUUGGAACUGAAGGGAUGGGCUUGGGAGAAUGUAGGCUCAUUCGGCAGUAUUAGCUCGCAGGUUCCGCCGACACCAAAUUCGAACAAUGCUGGGAGCGUUGAAAUCUCAGCACGUUACUCUAAGAAAGUGGAACUGCUGUUGGGGCAGGGAGGAUUAGCUAAAUGGAGGAUGUCAAAUACCUUGGCCAACGUUCCAACUGAGAACAAGGAGAAACCUGCAACGGUGUCGCUGCGACGAAGCCAGCGGCUAAUCGAGAAAGACAACCGAAUAGCCAUGGAAACUGCAAAGGGAUCAAUAGAUUCGGGGUCGCAAGUGAUGGGUGGCAAAUUCCAGAAGAACAUACCUGAUUCACGCCUGCAGAAGCGCACCGGCCAGAAGAGAAAUGCACCAGUGUCAGAACAAUAUGGAACCCUUAGACCCAAGGAAACACAUUUUGCAUCAAGAAAAAAUGACAAUCGACAUCUCAAAGCUACAGCAGGGCAAAAUGCUGCGGCGGCCCGAGGCAGGGGGCCAGACGAUGAGGAGGGGAAAGCACAAUCGACUGCGAUGUGCAAAGACACUGAGAGCAUUGGACCGGGAUCAAGCGAACAAGGACCUACAGGAGGCAAUCGUAAGAAGCCUCGAGGUCAUGUCAGGCAUUUGCCACGACUCGUACCGCAGAAGAGGGUAUUCUCAAAAGCUUCGAACGAAAGCAGUGGUGACGAAGGGUAUCUCUACGAGCAGCCCGUCAAGAACAACGAUGCUCAUGAAAUGCCUGCUGCCAAAUGCAGACGUGUAGAGCGGCGCCUUCCUCUACCGCCACCUCCAGAGAUUCCCAUCGUGUCAACCUCAAGUGAUGGGUGA
Exophiala oligosperma is the source of this 1206-nucleotide messenger RNA. RefSeq lists its product as uncharacterized. The record is from RefSeq and is a predicted model, not a curated record. The coding region runs from base 1 to 1206 and encodes 401 amino acids. NCBI's taxonomy places the organism in Eukaryota, Fungi, Ascomycota, Eurotiomycetes, Chaetothyriales, Herpotrichiellaceae. The transcript has a single exon.